Molecule: messenger RNA, 3858 nt
Organism: Chroicocephalus ridibundus (black-headed gull)
Lineage: Eukaryota; Metazoa; Chordata; Aves; Charadriiformes; Laridae
Gene: NATD1
Product: N-acetyltransferase domain containing 1
Exons: 3
Coding region: 161-493 (110 amino acids)
Source: RefSeq, a predicted model, not a curated record
CGCGCGCCGGUCGGUGGCAGCCCCGCGGCGCCGCCACGGCCCGGCUCGGCCUGGCCCCGCCGCCGCUCCCGCUCCCCCCGCCUGCCCCCUCCCUCCGCGUUCCCGGGCGGGACCCGGCCCCCGCCGGGGUUCCCCGUCGUUGUACGGCCCGGCCUCGGCCAUGGCGCACUCGGCGCCGCUCGGCCUCCUGGAGCAGGGCUGCCCCAUCCAGGUGGAGCACGAUCGGAAGCGGCGGCAGUUCACCGUGAGGCUGAACGGUUGCCAUGACAAGGCGGUGCUGCUCUACGAAUACGUGGGGAAGCGGAUCGUGGACUUGCAGCACACAGAGGUACCGGAUGCCUAUCGAGGGAGAGGAAUAGCCAAGCACCUCGCAAAGGCAGCUCUGGACUUCGUGGUGGAGGAGGACCUGAAAGCUCACCUGACGUGUUGGUACAUUCAGAAAUACGUCAAGGAGAACCCACUGCCGCAGUAUCUGGAACACUUGCAGCCUUAAGGCAGGACUGCUCUGACAAAAGCGCGCCUGUCCCUGACUGUUCAACGCGGCCUUCGCUUCUCUGCGGUCUCAGGAAAUCCCCCUCCCACGCUCACAAUUCCCAUUUUUUGAAGCGCAUCCAUGUGGUGCAUGAGUGUGGGCACAACCUCCUCCUCUCUGCCCACGUGUGAGCAUGGCUACGGCCCUUGGGCCAGGCUGGCUGCAGGCACACAUGGUGCCCCCCAGUGCUCUUCUUCCCAAGCCAGCGGGUGGAAGAGGAUGAUUUUUCCACCAAACUCCAUCACAAGACCAGGGGAUGACUCGCUCUGCGCCUUAUCCUCUUCCCUCCACUUGGUGACAGCUGUGAACUUGCUGGAGGAUGUUGGUUAGGGGUGGUCGUGGGCUACCAGCCCCUCUUUCCUCCCAGCAGCUGGGGGAGAUGCUGUGGAUUAAGCUUUGUGGGACAGAGGGAGGUGCUGGAGGAGCCCCAACCCCCUGGCAGGUUCAUCCCCUGCAGCGUCUGCUGGGCAUCGAGCCUUGCCCAAGCCUACUUGGGGCACAGUUGAGAACGCGUGGGACAUAGUGGUGCCUCGGGGGCUUUGCUGUACCGGCUGUGGAGAUGCUGGGAUGGUGACACCUUUGACCCUAGAGACACGAGCCAUGCGAGGAGUGGGCUUUGGCCACGGGGGCUGCAGCAGAGCAUAUGCAGUGUGAGCGUGCAGAAGAAGAAAGGCAGCUGAGUCGCCGAAGCUGCUCCCUAGAGAUGCCAGCUCCUGCACAGCCUUCUGUACAUAGUCCUGGUGUGGCAUCCCCACAGGCCGCAAUCGUUCCUGUCUCUGCUCCCUGCUCUCGGUGUUGUCUGUGCUGGUAUGGACACAGCCUGCUCAGGAGAAGAGCACCAGCCCCAACAGCCAGCCCUGGCCUAAGCAAUGAGGAGACAUCCCAUGCUUUUGCAAGCACCAGGGUGGUUUCCUGCAGCUGAAGGGGAAGGCUCCCCCCAUCUCCCUCAACUCCAGCUCUGUACCCCUGUCUGUGCCCCGGAUCGUAAGGCCUGAGACGUCAUCACAUCCUGAGAACGAUGAGGGUAAGGCUCUGGGACCUGGUCCUGCCCCAUCUGCAGGGCUUGAUGCUAGAGCCACCUGCCUCCGCGUGGAUGCUCAUCACUUCUCCUUACGGCCUUGGGAAAGAAGCCCUGGCUCAGGGCAGUACCCAUCUGCUCACUGGCCUCCAAGCCCUGGGCGCUCGUAACAUCGUGGGGUCCUUGGCCAGCAGCAGGGAUGAACACCCUUGCGUUGUUACCUCUGCGGAUGAUGACCCCGUAGCACAGCUCAGCAUUGCCACAGUCAGAUGUAGAGGUAACACCGUGACGGCAGGGCACUGCCUGGCUCCAGCUUGCUGCCUGUCCUGCCUUAUGCAGGCUUUCCAGGGCCUGAGCCAGACCCCACAGCAUCUCCUCCCAAGCACUUGGGAUUUUGCAGUGUCCCAGGGCUGGGCUGAGGUGGGGAGAUGGUGUGCUGGCCCACCAGCCCUGAGCAGCCGUUGGGGGCUGCAGCCAGGCAGAACGAGCUAAAGAGCCUUUCACCUGGAGGCCGAAUCCAGACCUAGCUUAUCUCUCAGCAGGGACUAAAGUUUACAAUCUGUGCCACGGACCGAAUGAAGCCCUGGCCAAGAGGCAGCUCGGCCCUCUCCUGGAGCCCAGUGCAAAGUCCAUGGAGGCAAAGGCAAAAGCUCCUACAACCUUCUCUCCUGGAUGGAUUGGUUGGAGAUGGAGACCCUGUGCCUGAUCUCAGCCAGGGACGCCCUGAGAUGUUCCUCCUGGCCACCAGCACGAGGUGAAACCCUGCCGCCUGCCUGUGCUUUGGAGCCGCCCACCACCAACAUAACGCAGCCCUCUGCGCACAGGCUUGAGUAAAACCUCCCAAACUCCAUCCCUGCCACACCACAGGCUGUGAGACCCCUGCCCAUGUCCUCCACCUGGCUGGGGAGGGACCUGUGCCCGGUGGCAGACCCAUCUCUGGCUUGUGCUGCUCAGGAAAAGGCAUCAGGCUCAGCUCUGCCGCUGCCUUGUGCUUCUGCCCUCUUGCUGCCUAUUUCAGCCUGGCUGUGAGCUUCAGGAUGGUUUAGAGGGACUAGGAAAGGGUCGCAGGUAACCAACUAAAGAAAAGGCAUUCAGGAAGAAAUCUGGGCUGCCAAAUGUUCACUCUUUAAUAUGCAAAACACACUUCAUCAUCUAGUUACAGGAGCAAGGCUGGCUCUGUUAUAGCCAAGUAGUGAUGGAACCAUCCCUGCUCUUGAUCCCAAAGUGAAGCUGAACCGUCUCCUGCAAGAUAAGACACCGUUGUAUCUCUGUCACAGCGGGACUGGGUGCUUGGAAGAGUUGUGUCCCUGAUUGCCUCAUGGGAGAAAUAGUGUGAAUCCAGCGCUGCAAGCCUCUGCCCUGGUUUUGUGCUCAUUUCCACUGCAGGACAGAUCCCAGAAGUACUCCAUCGUGUCUGCCGCAUGAGAGUGGCUCGCUGGAGGGUGUGCUGCGGUCACUGCACCAGCAGGGUCCCAGCGUCCGAGCUCAGCCCUGGAGCCAUUCGUGCUGCUCUGGCAAGAACCUCAUGCUUUCCGGUGCUGGGUCACAAGUGGCAACGGCUGCCUUAAAUCAGGCACAGCACACGGUUUUGCUGCUGCUUCCCUUUGAGGUGCUACAGUCCCCUGGUGUCUGACCUGAUGGAGACCUGUGCCAGUGUCCGUGCCAACCGUUUCACUGCUGUACCUCUGCCCCGGCCUUUCCUUCCCUGUGGUCUCUGAUGUCAGGGAACAGCAAUACCCACAGGUCACCAGCGAUGCCACGGUCCACGGUGCUCCUGUGAUCUGGCACUGCAAGGCAGGAGAUGGCUCAGGGUCCCUCGGUGCUGGGCAGCCCCCCCUCCUGCCUCUCCACCAGCUGCCCUUUCCCAGCUCGUCUCUGCAGGAUGGAGCUUUGAGUCCUGCGCUGCCCCUUGGUGCUGACUAAGCCUGGAGGAGUUGGGGAUCCUGGACUCUCUCCAGCAAUGGCAGUGUGGAAGUGGUUUGGUUGAAUAUUGAGGUCCCCAAACCCGUUUGAACUACGGACCUUGGUGGGUGGGGAAAUGCAGAUGGCUGUCAAACCCGCUUCCACAGCGCCCAACUUGAAACACCCCCUCCCUCGUCCCCUUUCCAGCGUUGUCUUCCUCUGUCCAAGGUUUCCAUUCUGUUGAAUUCAGUGGUUACGAUGUGCCUUUCCUUCUCAGGACCCGUUACAAACGACCUUUCUGCUUUUGUUUAUGUCUAACAUUUAUCUUUGUCCCUCCCUCUGUCAUACUAUAAAACAUGAACAUAUUGCAUGGAAUACAAUACAAUAAAAAGUGUGGCUUAACUGA